GCCCGCCCGCGAGGAGAUCCGUGGCUCCGAGCUGAAGAGUUUCCACCAUCUGAGCCUCUGGAAGAUCUCAGCAGCGUGGAUCUUCUGACCAUGAUGGAAGAGCAAGAUUUGGCUAGCCUUGAAGCUGGAAGAAGCCUCGACGUCCUGGAGGUUGGAAAUGGGGCAGAAUUCUGGGGGAAGAAGGUGCAGAAGAUCCUGCGUGGGGUGCACGGCUGCUGGGCCGAGCAGCACAAACGGUUCAGAGAGUUUUGCUACCAAGAAGCGGAAGGUCCUCGGGAGGUCUGGAGCCGAAUUCAUGACCUUUGCCACAAGUGGCUGAAGCCCAAAAGGCACACGAAAGCUCAGAUCUUAGACCUGGUGAUCCUGGAGCAGUUCCUGAAAAUCCUGCCCCCAGAGAUGGGGAACUGGGUUCGAGAGUGUGGGCCAGAGACCAGCUCCGAGGCUGUGGCCUUGGCGGAAGGGUUCCUUCUAAGCGAGAUCGAGGGAGCACAAGCACAAGGGAUGCUGGCCAGACCUGCCUCUGAGUUUCCCGACACGGAGAAUUUAUCAGCCGACAUAAAUCCGAGGCCACGGUUUGAGAAAAUUGUGGAUGAUAAGGCCGCCUCUCUGGAAAAUGAAAUGGCCGUGGAUGGUGGGAUGGGAACUGCUUCUCUGCAGUCAGAUCAGGGCUUGGGGCCCGUUAACAAAGUGGCUACAGAGGAAAGGACUCCAUUAGAUCCAAACCAGAUGGACACAACAGAAGAGAAUUAUGGGACCUUGCCAUCUCUGGUGCCCCAAACUAAAUUCACCUCAUGGCAGGAAGUAACUGAGGACCCAUCUGUCAAGGAUUCUCAAGGAGAAGAAAGACCAGCAGAUGACGACAAAAGCAGUAAACAGGAUAAACAGAAAUUUGAAGAAAAGCAGAUAUGGGGAGAGAAACCUGUCCAUUUUGAAGAGGCUGACUUCUCUCAGAUUCCAAAAUUAGAAGAAUAUAAUGCAGAAAUGAAAAAUACGAGUAAUAGUAGAGAAAAGCCACUGAAAUCCCUUGAGUCUGGAGGUGGCUUAAGUGAGCAGGUAAGACUUACUAAGCCGCAGAGAACAGGAGAUAAAACCUAUAAAUGCUUAGAGUGCGGAAAGAACUUCACAAACCUUAAGUCACAUCAAAAGAUGCACACGGAUGAGAAGCCAUACAACUGUUCAGAGUGUGGGAAGAAUUUCCGGUACAGCAUGAAUCUGAAAACACAUCAGCGAAUUCACACGGGGGAGAAACCGUAUAAAUGUUCUGAAUGUGGAAUGACUUUCAGCUACAGCAUGAAUCUGAAAACACAUCAGCGAAUUCACACGGGGGAGAAACCAUAUAAAUGUUCUGAAUGUGGAAUGACUUUCAGCUACAGCAUGAAUCUUAAAUCGCAUCAAAAAAGCCACACUGGGGAGAAGCUGUACAAAUGUUUGGAAUGCGGGAAGAGUUUCACUCACAGCAUGAACCUGAAGACGCAUCAGAAAAUCCACACGGGAGAGAAACCCUAUAAGUGUUCAGAGUGUGGGAAGAAUUUUACUCACAGCAUGAAUCUGAAGACCCAUCAAAGAAUUCAUACCGGGGAGAAACCAUAUAAAUGUUCUGUCUGUGGAAGGACGUUCAGCUACAGCAUGAAUCUGAAAACACAUCAGCGAAUUCACACGGGAGAGAAACCAUAUAAAUGUUCUGAAUGUGGAAUGACUUUCAGCUACAGCAUGAAUCUCAAAUCACAUCAAAAAAGCCACGCUGAGGAGAAAUCAUACCACUGUUCGGACUGCGGCAAGAAUUUCAGUGACAGUGCAAACCUGAAGUCGCAUCAAAAAAUCCACAUGGGAGAGAAACCGUAUAAAUGUUCCGAGUGUGCAAAACAGUUCAGUAGCAGUUCAGACCUUAAACUGCAUCAGAGAGUUCAUGUAGGGAAAGAACUCUCUAAUGCUCCCAAGGAACGAGUUUUCAUGGAGGGGAGAAAUGCCUCAUUCUUCAAGAUGGCUGAAGGAGUCUCUCUCUGCGAUUCUCUUCCCAUGAAUGAAAGUUACUUUGCAGAUUCAGAAGAGCUUUUUGAUUUAGUUGGACAAACAGCAAGAACUCAGCAGGGCGUUCUGAAAGAAGAAACCACACAUUGUGUCCUCCAUCGUUGCCCUUUCAGGGAACUCUGCUGCCAGGAGGCUAAAGGACUCCGAGACGUGUGCAGCCAACUCCACCAUCUUUAUGAUCGGUGGCUGAGCCAAGAAGACCACGUGAAAGCUCAGAUAAUGGAUCUGGUGGCUCUGCCCCUGGGCACUCUGUCCCAGAUGGAGAACUGUGUCUGGAUAUGUGGAGCAGAGACCAGCUCCCAGGAAAUCGGUCUGGCUGAAAGCUUCCUCUUGAGCCAACUGGAACAGAAAAUGCAGCAAAAACGGCAGAUCGCCGUGUCCUUUGAAGAUGUAACUGUGUUUUUCUCUGAGGAGGAGUGGGCUCUGCUGGAUUUUGACCAAAAAUCCCUAUACAGAGAGGUCAUGCUGGAAAAUGCUAAGAAUGUGGAGUCCUUGAAGACAAUUUCAGUAGUCCACAUCUCACAUCCAGCUGCCAAUUUCAAACAUGAAAAAUGCAGGCUUUGGUUCUCCUCGCCUGACUGGAAGUCAUCAUCCACAAAUCCAAUUGACAGGCAGCAACCAGAGGAUUAUAAAGAAUCAGGAGUGAAUUCUUUGAAACAAACUGAAACUGGAGAAGGGCUAUUGCAGAAUCAGGAGAAGCCAAACAUGACUGAAAACCAGCUGAAUAAUAGGAUCAAGAAAUUCUCUAAUUUUCAGUAUGGAGAAAAUCGCACCUUCCAUACACAAUAUCACAAAGAAAGAGGGAACUGUUUAAAGCCUGAAAAAAUGUUCAUCCCUAAAUCAGAUGUCCAUGAAUAUAGCAGUAUCUGCACUAAAGAGAAGCAGCUUGAGUGCAAGGAACAUGGAAAAAAUAAUAAUUUAAAUAUCAAUCUUACUUUGCAUGAAAGCAUUGAGAUACCAGAAUCACAUAAAUGUUCAGACAGUAGGAAAAGCUUUAAUGGGAGCACUACUUUUAACACCCAGAAAACAAUUCAUAGAGUGGAGAAGUCAUAUAAAAGCAGAGAACGCAGAACAAGUUUCUAUGCAACCAAUGAUCAUAUAUUACACAAAAAGUCCUACCCAGGAAAGAAAAUUUAUAAAUGCGUGUAUUGUGGAAAGCGGUUCUGUACAAGUAUUGAUCUUACUUCCCAUAAAAGUAUCCACACAGAGGAUAAGCCACUUAGAUGCACAGGCUGUGGAAAGAACCUCACCAGAAGUAGCUCCCUUACUGCACAUACAAGGAUCCACAUACGGGAUAAGCAACAAAAGUGCAUGGAAUGCGGAAAGAAUUUCAGCCAGAGUGCUUCGCCUAAUUCCCAUGAACUGAUCCAUACACGGAUGAAACCGUAUCAAUGCUUGACAUGUAGAAAGCGAUUUUGUACAAGCAGGGAUCUCGUUUCUCAUAAGAGGAUCCACACAAGGGAGAAACCAUUUAAAUGCAAGAAGUGUGGGAAACACUUUACAAUGAGGCGUGGUCUGAUUUCCCAUGAAAGGAUUCACACAAGGGAGAAAGCAUAUAAAUGCGUGGACUGUGGAAAAACCUGUGUGAGUAGAAGUGAUCUUACUUCCCAUAGGAGGAUCCACACGGGGGAAAAACCGUAUCAAUGCACAGAGUGUGGAAAAAGCUUCAGUUGGAGCAGUAACCUUACCUCCCAUAAAAGAAUCCACACAGGGGAAAAGCCGUAUCAAUGCAUGGAGUGCACAAAGAGCUUCAGAGACAUGAGUUCCUUUACGUCCCAUAAAAGGUUCCAUACAGGGGAGAAGCCCUACAAGUGUACGGAGUGUGGAAAGAGCUUUACUCAAAACAGUCAACUUACUUCCCAUAAAAGGGUCCACACAGGGGAGAAACCGUAUAAAUGUACAGACUGUGGAAAGAGCUUCACCACAAGUGGUUCUCUUACUGCCCAUAAACGGAAUCACACAGGAGAGAAACCGUUCAAGUGCAUGGAAUGCGGGAAGAGUUUCAGCCAAAGUACUUCCCUUACUUCUCAUGAAAAGAUCCAUACAGGGAUGAAACCAUUCCAAUGCUUGCAGUGUGAAAAGAGAUUCGGUACAAGCAGCGAUCUCGUUUCCCAUAAAAGGAUCCACACAGGGGAGAAACCGUUUAAAUGUAUGGACUGUGGGAAAAGCUUUACAAUGAGACGUGGUCUUACUUCCCACGAGAGGAUCCAUACAGGGGAGAAACCAUACCAAUGCCCAGAGUGUGAAAAGUGCUUUAUAAGUAGGAGUGAUCUUACUUCCCAUAAAAGGAUCCACACGGGGGAGAAGCCGUAUCAAUGCCUGGAGUGUGGAAAAAGCUUCAGUUGGAGCAGCAACCUUACUUCACACAAAAGGAUUCACACAGGGGAGAAACCAUAUAAGUGCAUGCAGUGUGGAAAGAGUUUCAGUCAGAGCACGUCCCUUACUUCCCAUGAAAGGGUCCAUACAGGAAUGAAACCAUUUCAAUGCAUGGAGUGUGGAAAGGGAUUCAGUACAAGCAGUGAACUCAUUUCCCAUAAAAGGAUUCACACAGGAGAAAAGCCUUACCAGUGUGUGGACUGUGGAAGGAGCUUUAGAGACUUGAGUUCUUUUACUUCUCAUAAAAGGUUUCACACUGGAGAGAAGCCCUAUAAAUGCAUGGAAUGUGGAAAGAGCUUUACUCAAAGCAGUCAGUUUACCUGCCAUAAAAGGAUCCACACAGGGGAGAAGCCGUACAAAUGCACAGACUGUGGAAAGAGCUUCACCACCAGCGGUUCCCUCACUGCCCAUAAAAGGAUCCACACGGGGGAGAAACCAUAUAAGUGCACGGAAUGCGGGAAGAGUUUCAGCCAAAGUGCUUCCCUUAGUUCCCAUGAAAGGAUCCAUACUGGGAUGAAACCGUAUCAGUGCAUGGAUUGUGGAAAGACCUUCAGUCAAAGCAGUCACCUUAGUUCUCAUAAGAAGAUCCACUCGGGGGAGAAGCUGUAUAAGUGCACAGAGUGUGAAAAGUGCUUUCAUACAAGCAGUUCCCUGAUAUCACAUAAAAGGAUCCAUUCUGGCGAGAAACCGUAUCAUUGCAUGGACUGUGGAAAAAGUUUCAUUACAAGCAGUUCCCUUAAUUCACAUAGGAGGAUCCACACGGGAGAGAAACCAUAUCAAUGUCAGGAGUGUGGAAAGAGUUUCAGUCACAAUACUUCCCUCUCUUUUCAUAAAAGGAUCCACACAAGAGAGACCCCACCUGUCAGCAUAUAAUAUGGAAGAAGCUGCAUUGAGAAGAGUGAACUUCUGAUAAAAGAAGCCACAAAGAGGAGUGGCCAUACAGAUGUACGCAGUGUGGAAAGGACGUAAUGUUCCAUUUCUGAUCACAGUGUCAAAAUAGAAAUGGAAUGGAUUAUGCUUAAAUGUUAGUAAAGGAAGGAGAAGAGAAAGGGUAACACAUAGAUGAGACAAUUAUAGGAAAAUUUUUGAAGAGCUUCAAUUUACUACAAUGAGACCAAGAUUAUGUGAUAGGUACAUUUAUAGAUGAAUUUAUGGGGUCUCACUAAACAAAUUCCUGAAAUAUAAUCCCAUUGCAUCAAGAUACUCAGUAUGCCCAAUUUUUUAUUAAACAGAUUUUUAUUAGGAGAGUUGUUUAUCUGAAAUUUAACUGUUUCUCUAAGGCCUACAGUAGAGAUCUCUCUCUUUUCUUCUUCUAUCCAGGUGGAUAAAUAUCCACUUAUCUCUUCUUCAGAUACCUCCAGUCCUAUUAGUUUCUAUAUUCCCCGCUCCUCCUUUUCCAGUAAAACUACUUGUCAACAAUUUCUCAUAUUUUUGUUGUUCCCUUUCGAAACUGGAAAGAGCAUGUUUGAGUGUGAGAGAUAAUGGUUGGUGCUUGUAAACAAGAGCCAGUCUGCUUCCUUAUUUUAAUGGCAAUGACAUUUUAUUAAAUCUGAUUUACAUUAUUUUAUUCUUGACCUGUUUCUUUUUGAAGCAUGAUUUUGGCAGUCAUGCUGAUAUGUGGCUGAUAUGACAUUUAUUGACAGGGCAGAAAUAACUCAUAAUUGGAUAACUAAGAGACUUUACUUCAGUUAACUACUUAAUAUCCCAAAACCAUUGGGAAAAAAAUGCCAUACUUUGGCCAAGCUUGUAGAUGAUACUGAAAUAUUGAAAAUAGGGAAAAGUAUAAAGUGUGAAGAAUUUGAGAGGAAUCUCUUUAAAUAGACAGAACAGCCAAUUCAGUGGACAAUGUAGUUCUCUUGCAGAACGUUGAAUGUGAUGUGUAUUUGGGCAUAAUUUCUUAAUUUGACAUAGAUGUUGUUGAAUAUUGCGCUGUAAUUAAACAAGGAUUAGGUUACAACGGAGACCCCAGUGAAGCUAUUGACUCAGUAUGUGGCAGAUAAGAAAACAAACAAACCUCCCAUUAGGGAUCUGUAGGAAAAGAACGGAAGUAAAACAGCUGCAACUGUUAUUCCCUUCUACAGUAUAUGAAUAUUGUGUAUAGUUCUGAUUGCCCCAUUUGAAAAAUGAUAUAAAGGAGAUGGAGAAAGUUCAAAAGCAGCCAUCCAAAUGAUUAGUGACUUGAUUAUGUUUGUGUUUGGCGCCCUCAAGCAAAACCUAACAAAAUUAAGCACCCAGGUACUGUAGAGAAGGUGUGGCAGAACUCGUGGAUGGAGUUAAAAGAGGACUACCAUACUUUCCGGCGUAUAAGACGACUUUCAAAAGCGUUGAAAUUGGCGCCGAAGUCAGGAGUCGUCUUAUAUGCUGGAAAUAACAGUAGUUUCUGGCGUAUAAGACGACUUUCUAGGCAUGCAACUCGGCGCCGAAGGGGGGUCAUCUUAUACGCCGGGUCGCCUUAUACACUGGAAAAUACAGUAAGCCUAGAAUUCCUAUGUAGCCCCAAGUGGACUAAGUCCAGCCCUUGAAUUCUACUGCCCAUUAUCUAACUACAAACAGGUACUAAGCGCUAGUUGGCUAUUAAUCUUCUCAGUUAACAGUUAGCAUCAACUUGUAGUUAGAUAAGGGACAAGCAAAUUCAAGGGAUUUGGACUUAGUCCCCUUGUGGCUAUCUAGGAAUUCUAGGCUGAUUCCUCUUUUAACUCCACUCCCAUAUUCUGCCACUCCUUGUACAGGUGCAAAACUUUAGGUUCCAGGGAUCAUCCAAUUAAAGUUUAAUAGGAGGAGAUUUAGAAUAGACAGAAAAAUGUUUUUUUCACCUUGUCCAUUAUUAACCGUAACUCUGCUAAGAAAACUGCAUGUAUUCAGUCUCCAAGAUUUAAAUUCCACUCAAUAGUAUUUAUCUCUAGCAAUGGUUUGGAUUUGCCUAUAUUCAUAUGUAUAUGUGUAUUAUUUUAUAUAUAUUAUUUUUCACAAUGUUAGCUAUGCAGAGUCACGCAUGUAAGAUAGAUGGCCAUAGAACUCCAUUAAAGAAAAAUAAAUGUACUGAU
Molecule: messenger RNA, 7448 nt
Organism: Crotalus tigris (Tiger rattlesnake)
Lineage: Eukaryota; Metazoa; Chordata; Lepidosauria; Squamata; Viperidae
Product: zinc finger protein 845-like
Exons: 11
Coding region: 91-5277 (1728 amino acids)
Biological process (GO): negative regulation of transcription by RNA polymerase II
Molecular function (GO): DNA-binding transcription repressor activity, RNA polymerase II-specific
Source: RefSeq, a predicted model, not a curated record